AUGCCUCGCGACGGGUCUGGAGCCUCCGACAACAAGGUCGAGGAGACCCACGACGUUAUCCACGGCGCUGGCGCCGUCAAGGACCCUCACGUCGACCGCGCCGACAAGACUGCGCCUCUCCCUGAGCCUGAAAAGGGUCUCGCCAUUGAUGGUCUUGCCGCCAGCGGUGGCUCAUUUCCUAAGGGAGAGGGUGCUGGACAGGGCGGACGAUCCAACUAA
Messenger RNA from Colletotrichum abscissum, 219 nucleotides. RefSeq lists its product as uncharacterized. Lineage: Eukaryota; Fungi; Ascomycota; Sordariomycetes; Glomerellales; Glomerellaceae. The coding region runs from base 1 to 219 and encodes 72 amino acids. The transcript has 2 exons. The record is from RefSeq and is a predicted model, not a curated record.